UUUCUCGGACAAGUAUGGAAGGACCAACAAGUGUUUUAUCCUGGUUUUUCAAGAAAAAUCAUUUUCAUCAGUCCAAGACCUCAGUCCCAUUCCCCAGAUAAAUAUUGAAGACGAAUAUUUUAGUAGUAUUUGUGCUGAUGCCCUUCACAAAUCCUGUGAUCGCAUGCCCCCUGUUUCUUGUCCUGUUUCUUGUUCGAAAAUCAGCGAUCACUAAAUAUUUAGUAAGUUUCGCUGUCUUGGAGGGAAUAGCUGCCCAGAAGAAGACUAGCUUCAUCUUUCUCAAGCUCUCUGGAUAGAAUAAGAUACUGCAAGAGAAGAACGUCAGAACCUGAGCUUUUGGAUUCCUUAGUUUCAUGAUUUAACAAUCAUCCAUGAUUGUUCUCUUCAUUACUUUGAUUGUCCUUUUCACCUGCUUAGUGAAAAUUUUGGACUCGAUUUUCUGGGUCCCAUGGAAAAUCCAGAGUGAUUUUCGCAAACAGGGGAUCAGAGGGCCUGGCUACCGUCCGAUCGUCGGGAACUCAGGGGAUAUCCGACGGCUGUAUGCAGAAACUCAGUCCGAGCCAAUCCCUUUUCACCAUGAUAUCCUAAAACGGGUGCUGCCAUUUUACCAUAAGUGGUCAACCAUGUAUGGGAAAACCUUCCUCUACUGGUUCGGGUCAAAGCCCCGACUGGCAAUAACCGACCCGGAUAUGGUUAAGGAAGUGUUGAUGAGUAAGAGUGGAGACUUUUGUAAGUUGCCCUAUAAUCCUCAGUCUAAGCUUCUUUUUGGACAAGGACUUGUGGGCUUGGAAGGUGAUCAAUGGGCACUUCAUAGGAGGAUCAUCAAUCAAGCAUUUAACCUGGAGCUUAUCAAGGGGUGGGUGCCAGAUAUUGCAGCAAGUGUUCAAAGGACGCUAGAGAAGUGGGAGGAGAUAGGGGGAGGAAGAGAAGAAUUCGAGAUAGAUGUGCACAAAGAGAUGCACAAUGUUUCUGCAGAGGUUAUAUCGAGGACUGCAUUUGGCAGCAGCUAUGAAGAAGGCAAGCGUAUUUUCAACUUACAAGAACAACAAAUGCAUCUUUUCUCCCAAGCAAUCAGGAGUGUCUAUAUUCCCGGAUUUAGAUAUCUGCCAACUAAGAAGAACAGAGACAGGAUGAGACUAGAAAAAGAAACUCGCGAAUCAAUUCAGAAGCUGAUUGAAGCUAAGGCCAAACAAAGAGGAAAUCCAAGAAAUCUGUUAAGUUCACUGAUGCAUACAUACAAGAAUGAGGCUGGUGAAGAAGAGAGACUGACAAUAGAAGAAAUCAUUGAUGAAUGUAAAACCUUCUACUUUGCUGGAAAGGAUACUACUGCUAGUUUGAUGACUUGGGCACUUCUUCUCCUUGCUAAACAUCAAGAAUGGCAAAGUAAGGCACGAGAAGAAAUUCUUCAUGUUGUCGGGCAAAGCCAGUUUCCACCUGCAGACAAAUUAAAUGACCUUAAGAUUGUUGGGAUGAUAAUUAAUGAAACACUUAGGUUGUACCCUCCUGGUGUGAUGUUAAUGAGACAAACAUCUAAAAGGGUUAUGGUAGGUAAUCUUAGUGUUCCUGCCAAGACUCAACUCCACUUGGUAUUGGCUGCAAUCCACCAUGACAGAGAGGUUUGGGGAGAAGAUUGCCAUGAGUUCAAUCCGGACAGGUUUAGUGAACCUCGAAGACAUAUAGCCGCGUUCUUUCCUUUUGGACUCGGCCCUCGAACUUGCGUAGGUCAAAAUUUAGCAAUGGUUGAGGCAAAGAUUGCUCUUGCAAUGAUCAUUCGCAAUUACAGUUUUGCUGUGUCUCCAACCUAUUGCCAUUCUCCUAUAUUGUUCAUUACUUUGAAGCCACAACAUGGUGCACAAAUCCUCUUCACGAGGAUUUCAUGCUGAUAUAUGUCAUGCCCUUGGAUUGUUCUCUACCGUGUUUUCUGGUUUGUUUGUAUGUGUGAGUCUUUUUUUUUUUUUGGCCAUUUGGAAGGAAAGAUCGUUUUAGAUAUUUUUAAAGUCUCUUGUAAUUUGGGAAGCUGAACAUGUAAAUUUGCGGUGAAGCUAAUAGUAGUUUUGUGAACUGACGUAGCAUCAUUUUCAUGUGA
Molecule: messenger RNA, 2086 nt
Organism: Neltuma alba
Lineage: Eukaryota; Viridiplantae; Streptophyta; Magnoliopsida; Fabales; Fabaceae
Product: cytochrome P450 734A1-like
Exons: 5
Coding region: 372-1883 (503 amino acids)
Molecular function (GO): oxidoreductase activity, acting on paired donors, with incorporation or reduction of molecular oxygen; iron ion binding; heme binding
Source: RefSeq, a predicted model, not a curated record